Molecule: messenger RNA, 1602 nt
Organism: Drosophila takahashii
Lineage: Eukaryota; Metazoa; Arthropoda; Insecta; Diptera; Drosophilidae
Gene: alphaTub84D
Product: alpha-Tubulin at 84D
Biological process (GO): microtubule cytoskeleton organization; mitotic cell cycle
Cellular component (GO): cytoplasm; microtubule
Molecular function (GO): GTP binding; structural constituent of cytoskeleton
Source: RefSeq, a predicted model, not a curated record
CGCAGAGUCAGACCCCAAAAUCGUAGCUCUACACUUUUUCCGUUGAUUUUUCGUAGUCGCGUGUGAGAAACUGUAACUAGAAACCAGAAACUAGAACCCAGGAACAGAAACAGAAACCGGUAAAAAUCAAUAUGCGUGAAUGCAUCUCUAUCCACGUGGGCCAGGCGGGAGUCCAGAUAGGUAACGCCUGCUGGGAGCUCUACUGCCUGGAGCACGGCAUCCAGCCCGAUGGCCAGAUGCCCUCCGACAAGACGGUGGGCGGGGGCGAUGACUCGUUCAACACGUUCUUCAGCGAGACCGGAGCGGGAAAGCAUGUGCCCCGCGCCGUGUUCGUCGACCUGGAGCCCACUGUGGUGGACGAGGUGCGCACCGGUACCUACCGCCAGCUGUUCCACCCCGAGCAGCUGAUCACCGGCAAGGAGGACGCGGCCAACAACUACGCCCGCGGGCACUACACCAUCGGCAAGGAGAUCGUCGACCUGGUCCUGGACAGGAUCCGCAAGCUGGCCGACCAGUGCACCGGGCUGCAGGGCUUCCUCAUCUUCCACUCGUUCGGCGGAGGCACCGGCUCUGGCUUCACCUCGCUGCUGAUGGAGCGCCUCUCCGUGGACUACGGCAAGAAGUCCAAGCUGGAGUUCGCCGUCUACCCCGCGCCCCAGGUGUCCACCGCCGUAGUGGAGCCCUACAACUCCAUCCUGACCACGCACACCACCCUGGAGCACUCGGACUGCGCCUUCAUGGUCGACAACGAGGCGAUCUACGACAUUUGCCGACGCAACCUGGACAUCGAGCGGCCCACGUACACCAACCUGAACCGCUUGAUUGGCCAGAUAGUGUCCUCGAUCACCGCCUCCCUGCGCUUCGACGGAGCCCUCAACGUGGACCUCACCGAGUUCCAGACCAACCUGGUGCCCUAUCCGCGCAUCCACUUCCCGCUGGUCACCUACGCCCCGGUCAUCUCGGCCGAGAAGGCCUACCACGAGCAGCUCUCGGUGGCCGAGAUCACCAACGCCUGCUUCGAGCCGGCCAACCAGAUGGUCAAGGUGGAUCCCCGGCACGGCAAGUACAUGGCCUGCUGCAUGCUGUACCGCGGCGAUGUGGUGCCCAAGGACGUGAACGCCGCCAUUGCCACCAUCAAGACCAAGCGCACCAUCCAGUUCGUGGACUGGUGCCCCACCGGCUUCAAGGUGGGCAUCAACUACCAGCCGCCCACGGUGGUGCCCGGCGGAGACCUGGCCAAGGUGCAGCGCGCCGUGUGCAUGCUGUCCAACACCACGGCCAUCGCCGAGGCCUGGGCACGUCUGGAUCACAAGUUCGAUCUGAUGUACGCCAAGCGAGCCUUCGUCCACUGGUAUGUGGGCGAGGGCAUGGAGGAGGGCGAGUUCUCCGAGGCCCGCGAGGAUCUGGCUGCCCUGGAGAAGGACUACGAGGAGGUCGGCAUGGACUCCGGUGACGGCGAGGGCGAGGGUGCUGAGGAGUACUAGAGUGGAUUGGCGGAUCCCUCAAAACGCUGUUUAUUUUCACACGCUCCCACUCGCAUGCAUAAAUUCUCUGCGAUACUGUAAAGCGAACAAACAAGAAAAUAAAGAAAAAACACCAAAA